AUGGUUCAAACACUCAAAUCAAAAAAGCACAAGUCUACACUCUUUCAAAAAUCAUCUAGAGGAACCCACAUCACACUAGGAUCAUCAAGUGAUGCCUCUAAUAGACACAAUUGGAAAAGCAUGUAUCACUUACCUCCGAUGGGAGAAAUUACAUUGGAACAAUUUGAAGAAUAUUCUUUCCAAAGAUUGAAGUUGUUGAGAAUGAUUGAUACUUGGAAGGCUAGAAAUAUCUCCGGAAAAGCUUUACAGGAUAAUAUAAUAGAGGAAUCAAACAAAGUUUUUGAUUUGAGAAUGCCACAUGAUUUAGACAACUGUGAGCCAGAUUGGAUAUCUCAUCAUGUCUUGAGAUUGGCCUUUGCUAGAAGUGAAAAUUUGAGACAAUGGUUCCUGACAAAUGAAUGUGCUCUAUUCGAAAGUAGAUUGAUGAGUGAUACUCAAGAUGCUCACAUUGAAAUUUUACAAAGAAAUGGUAUCAAUGCAGAACGUGUUUCUGUGGAAGAAAAGAGAAAAUAUGAAGGUGCUCUUCAAAAAAUGUUUACUAAAUUAUACUUCCAUUUACAAUAUCAACAACAAAAGAAUGAAAAACCACAACAAACAGAUUCUGAUGCACCUGUUUUAAUUUCACACAACAAGUCCAACUUUUCAGAUAUGAGAUUUAAUGUGGAGGAUACUUUAGUUUUCAAAGUUGAUUUUGUUUCUGUUUUACAACUUGUUUCGAGCAGAAGUGUGUUCAUUCAAAACGGAAAAGCUUAUUUAUUUGCACAUGAUUUGACCUCUUUAAUCAAGCAACAUUUUAGAGCUAGUUUAGUUCUUGGGCUCUCUAAAAUUCAAGCAGUAUAUCCAGAAUAUCUCAAUGAAGAAGAAAAGGAUAGACUUUUACCAUUCUUGAAAGAUGUUAUUCCAGCUGCUAGUGAAGGCAAAUCAUUGUACUCUAAUACUCAAUCAUUCAUGAAUACAGGAGAAGUUAAGGCUGAACAAAUUGAAUCACUAAGCAAGCAAAGCUUCCCUCUCUGUAUGAGAGUUCUCCACAAGGAAUUGAAAGAAAAACAUCACUUGAAGCACUAUGGAAGAAUGCAAUACGGAUUGUUCUUGAAGGGAAUUGGUCUUAAACUAGAGGAUGCAUUACAAUUUUGGAGAGAAAACUUUACAGCUAGUGGAAUGACAACAGAAUCAUUUGACAAACAAUAUGCUUACAAUAUUAGACACAACUAUGGUAAGGAAGGUAAAAAGACAAACUAUACACCAUAUGGCUGUUCUAAAAUUAUCAAUAAUCCAGAAUAUGUUUGUCCUUUCAAGGUAUUCAAACCUGAAGAAUUGAGACAUGAAAUGAGGUCCUAUGGUGGAGGUGCAACCUUUAACGAAGAUGAACUCCAAGAAGUUAUUGAGUAUGCUCAAAAUCAUCAAUACCAAAUUGCUUGUAGAAGAUUUUUCGAAGUGAGUCAUGGCAUUUCCAAGAAGGCCAACAAUAUUCAACUCAUUGAUAAGGAAGACGAUGGUUCCUCAUUCCCUCAUCCAAACACAUAUUUCUCUCGAUCAAUCAAGUAUCUCAAAUCAAAGAAUGCCGGGGACUCUGAGCAAUCUUCUUCGAAUACACAAGCCCCAAUAACACAACAGGAUACUCCUGUGGAUCAAGAAGAUGAAAUGCAAGACGAAGAAUAA
Messenger RNA from Naegleria gruberi, 1659 nucleotides. RefSeq lists its product as uncharacterized. The transcript is spliced from 2 exons. NCBI's taxonomy places the organism in Eukaryota, Heterolobosea, Eutetramitea, Acrasida, Naegleriidae. Gene Ontology annotation, biological process: DNA replication, synthesis of primer. The record is from RefSeq and is a predicted model, not a curated record. Gene Ontology annotation, cellular component: alpha DNA polymerase:primase complex. Bases 1 to 1659 code for a protein of 552 amino acids.